GCGUGGUUUAUGAAUGGGUCUCAUACUUCGGCAGUGAGUUUCACACCAUGCACGGUCACGGACAAACAAUCAAUGCAUUAUUCAUUCCGACACAUACUAGGGAGCUCGGCUACUUCAUAGAUGUGUACAUUUUUACGGUCCGUCGCUUAUCUACCUGAUAGCUUAAUGAAUAUUUCACAUGCCUUGAAGAAUCACCACGCGAUGACGGCCUUGACAGAGGUAGACAAACAUCAGAUGCAUUUGUUGACAUUUUUUUCCUGCUUUUCGUCGUGGUCAUUCACGGGGGAAAAUGUGCAGUGUUAGUCACCUCAUACCAAUCUUCGUAGUUUGAGUCCUCUUUCCAUUUUCCGCUCUUUUAUCUCCGCUGCUAAUGUAUAGCAGAAGUAAAUCAAUGUACUUGUAAAUAGUCUAGAAUACAACUUCAGCCAACAGAGUGUGCCAAAAUGACAACCUUAUCGCAUCCCUACAAAGACUGCUCAGAACCGAAAGAGGUUCCUACACAAUAUGUAAAGGACGUGGAUGCGCUGUUUGAAUGGAUCAAGCAGCAGCCACGGUUCCCAGCAUUCACGAAAAACCAUGCUCAUCUGUUCCUCCAUGCGUGCCUGUGGGAUAUGGAGAAUGGUAAAAAGGCACUGCAGAAGUACGCACACAUUCACGCCACAGCACCGGAUAUAUUCGACAAUCGGGACAUUCUCUCGUCUGGAGUGCAGUUCGUGCUGAGUAUGACUCACAUGGUUUCACUGCCGAAAUUAACACCGGAAGGAUAUCGAUUAUUAUGCUAUCGUUUAUCCGAUUAUGACCCAUCACGGAUGAAUUUCACCGAGGCAGUGAAGACAUUCUGCAUGUUCAACGACGUUCAGAUCAGCAAAGACGGCCCGAUCGAGGGCUAUAUCGUCGUGUUUGACAUGAAAGGAGUGAGACUUGGUCAUCUGGCGCGAGUGCAGUUCGGACCGCUGAGAGUUUUUAUGAACUACAUCCAGGAUGCACAUCCGGUGCGGCUGAAAAAAAUCUACAUCGUGCAUACGGCUUCAUUCAUUAAUCAGGUGAUGGCUCUGAUAAAACCACUGAUCAAAUCGGAACUGCUGGGUUUACUUCAUUUCACCACCUCAGGGCCAAUCGACAUCCUGAACGCCGAGCUGUUGCCGAAGGACUACGGAGGACCACUUGCAGAACUAGCUAUCAUGCAUGCAGACCAGAAAAAGGAAAUCGAAACCCACUACCGCGAGUGGCUAAUAGAUUCCGCCGCCCUGAAGGAGGCACCCAAGGAUAAAAGCAAUAAUUCCUCCAGUUCUAUCAAACCACCCGUGAAAGGAUUCCGCAGUUUAGAGAUUGAUUAAACUAAUGUGUACUGAUCGCAGCAGAACAGGAUGGGACAUCGUUUUAGGAGCGUGUGAUAGACUACGAAUAUUUUGGUUGAGGAAUAUUUUAUGAAAAUUUGUCAAGUUGUUACUAAAAAUUUUUGUAUGAAAUUAUGUUUAUUUUUAAUAUAAAAUGCAAUAUGU
Malaya genurostris is the source of this 1502-nucleotide messenger RNA. RefSeq names its product alpha-tocopherol transfer protein-like. The coding region runs from base 444 to 1337 and encodes 297 amino acids. Gene Ontology annotation, cellular component: membrane. Lineage: Eukaryota; Metazoa; Arthropoda; Insecta; Diptera; Culicidae. Gene Ontology annotation, molecular function: phosphatidylinositol bisphosphate binding. The record is from RefSeq and is a predicted model, not a curated record. The transcript has 5 exons.